Messenger RNA from Suncus etruscus (white-toothed pygmy shrew), 2769 nucleotides. It is a transcript of the gene PDE4A, whose product is annotated as phosphodiesterase 4A. The record is from RefSeq and is a predicted model, not a curated record. Bases 206 to 2515 code for a protein of 769 amino acids. NCBI's taxonomy places the organism in Eukaryota, Metazoa, Chordata, Mammalia, Eulipotyphla, Soricidae. Gene Ontology annotation, cellular component: cytosol; perinuclear region of cytoplasm; nucleus. The transcript has 15 exons. Gene Ontology annotation, molecular function: 3',5'-cyclic-AMP phosphodiesterase activity. Gene Ontology annotation, biological process: signal transduction.
GCCGGGCUGGCGCCUCUCCGGGUUCCCGCACACCCAACGCUCGCUCGAGGCCGUCCCUGGGGGGGUCACCGGGAGGGCGGGGUGGAGGCGGCGCCCGCGGUGGCCGCAGACACCCCAGGGCCCGCACGCGGUGAACACCACUAUACCGCCCUGCCAACCCGCGGCCCCGUGCGCGCCCCGACGGCCCGGCGGUGUUUUGGCAUCCAUGCGCUCCACCGCCGCGCCCCGGGCCCGUCCCCGGCCCCCCGCCUUGGCGCUGUCCCCCAUGGCCCCCGAGUCCCGGCUGUGUUUCUCCUUCAGCGAAGAGGACACCUGGAGGCAUCCUCCUCCCGGGAAACCCAUCAGCUUCGAGGCGGAGAAUGGCCCUGCACCGUCUCCCUCCCGCAGCCCGCUGGACGCCCAGGCCAGCCCGGGCCUGGUGCUACAUGCGGGAACAGUCGCCAGCCAGAGGCGCGAGUCCUUCCUCUACCGUUCUGACAGCGACUUUGACAUGUCCCCAAAGACCAUGUCCCGGAACUCAUCGGUCACCAGCGAGGCACACGCCGAGGACCUUAUCGUGACUCCAUUCGCCCAGGUGCUGGCCAGUCUCCGGAGUGUCCGCAGCAACUUCUCCCUCCUCACCAAUGUCCCCAUUCCCAGCAACAAGCGGUCCCCACUGGGAGGCCCAACAUCCGUCUGCAAGGCCACAUUGUCAGAGGAAACCUGCCAGCAGCUGGCCCGGGAGACGCUGGAAGAGCUGGACUGGUGCCUGGAGCAGCUGGAGACCAUGCAGACCUACCGCUCCGUGAGCGAGAUGGCCUCGCACAAGUUCAAGAGGAUGUUGAACCGAGAACUCACCCAUCUCUCAGAGAUGAGUCGCUCAGGCAACCAAGUUUCCGAGUACAUUUCUACCACAUUUCUGGACAAGCAGAACGAAGUGGAGAUCCCCCCACCGCACCAUGAGAAGGAGCAGGAGCAGGAGAAGGCAGAGCUGAGGACCCGACUGUCGCAGCAGCCCCCGCCCCCCGGACCCCAGUUUCAGCCCAUGUCCCAGAUCACGGGGGUGAAGAAACUGACCCACAGCAGUAGCUUCAAUGAUCUAAGCAUCCCUCGUUUUGGGGUGAAAACCAGCCAAGAGGAGCUUCUGGCUAAAGAGCUGGAAAAUCUCAACAAGUGGGGCCUGAAUAUCUUUCAUGUCUCUGAUUAUGCUGGCGGCCGCUCACUCAGCUGUAUCAUGUAUACCAUAUUUCAGGAGCGGGACCUGUUGACGAAGUUCCGCAUCCCUGUUGAUACGAUGGUGACAUACGUACUCACACUCGAGGACCACUACCACUCCGAUGUGGCAUACCACAACAGCCUGCAUGCGGCCGACGUGCUCCAGUCCACCCACGUGCUGCUAGCCACCCCUGCGCUUGACGCCGUGUUCACGGAUCUGGAGAUCCUCGCUGCCCUGUUCGCUGCCGCCAUCCACGACGUGGACCACCCCGGUGUCUCCAACCAGUUUCUCAUCAACACCAACUCGGAGCUGGCGCUCAUGUACAAUGAUGAGUCGGUGCUGGAGAACCACCACCUGGCCGUGGGCUUCAAGCUGCUGCAGCAGGACAACUGCGACAUCUUCCAGAACCUCAGCAAGCGCCAGCGCCAGAGUCUGCGCAAGAUGGUCAUCGAUAUGGUACUGGCCACGGACAUGUCCAAGCACAUGACCCUCCUGGCCGACCUGAAGACCAUGGUGGAGACAAAGAAAGUGACAAGCUCGGGGGUCCUGCUACUAGACAACUAUUCCGACCGCAUCCAGGUUCUUCGGAACAUGGUGCACUGUGCCGACCUCAGCAACCCCACCAAACCUCUGGAGCUGUACCGCCAGUGGACAGACCGGAUCAUGGCCGAGUUCUUCCAGCAGGGUGACCGCGAGCGCGAGCGGGGCAUGGAGAUCAGCCCUAUGUGCGACAAGCACACAGCCUCUGUGGAAAAGUCCCAGGUGGGUUUCAUCGACUACAUAGUGCACCCUCUAUGGGAGACGUGGGCCGACCUGGUGCACCCCGAUGCCCAGCACAUCCUGGACACCCUAGAAGACAACAGGGACUGGUACUAUAAUGCCAUUCGCCAGAGCCCAUCGCCACCCCCCGAAGUCGAGCCCCUGGACCUGGGACCCCCGCACCCCACUGAGAAGUUCCAGUUUGAGUUGACACUGGACGAGGCAGACGAGGACAAACCCAUCCCAGAACCAGACGCCUGUCCAGGGCAUGAAGCUGGUACCCCCCUGCCAUCACCAGGAGCCUCAAAAGUCCCCGUGGAAAAGAGUGGCAACCACAGACCCCCUGUUCUGCCUGCCUUGAGGACCCCAACCCUGCCGCAGGCUGCCCCGGGCUUCCCUGGCCCCCCCUCCCUGGCGGCCGAGGGGGGGCCCCGACAAGCGCUCGCGGCUGCCACGCGGGAAAGGGUGUGCAGAGUCUGUACCGGGAGCUGGGGGGACCCUGGCGAAGAUCAACCUCCACCCCCAGGUCCAGGCGGGUGGGGUCCGACCAGUCCCCCAUGAUCCCUGCUGGCCCCCACCGGCCUCACCCGCCCCGUGGGCCCCACAUUUCUUGUCCACUUACUCGGAGACUCUGGGGCUUCCUGAGAAAAAAGAAAACAGAAAAGUGUUUUUUUUUUUCUCUUUUAUUUUUUUGGCCCACCCCUGCCCUCCUUCCUCACCUCUCCCUCCCACUUGUGGGGCCUCUCUUUGGAGGUGGGGGCUGGAGAGCUGGGUGGGACCUGGGGAACCCAGAGGGAUUUUAUUUUUUGAAUUUU